Musa acuminata AAA Group (dessert banana) is the source of this 555-nucleotide messenger RNA. Its product is annotated as ribulose bisphosphate carboxylase large chain-like. The record is from RefSeq and is a predicted model, not a curated record. The transcript has a single exon. Lineage: Eukaryota; Viridiplantae; Streptophyta; Magnoliopsida; Zingiberales; Musaceae. Gene Ontology annotation, molecular function: magnesium ion binding; ribulose-bisphosphate carboxylase activity. Bases 1 to 555 code for a protein of 184 amino acids.
AUGCAUGCAGUUAUUGAUAGACAGAAAAAUCAUGGUAUGCAUUUCCGUGUACUAGCUAAAGCAUUACGUAUGUCUGGUGGAGAUCAUAUUCACGCCGGUACAGUAGUAGGUAAACUGGAAGGGGAACGUGAGAUGACUUUAGGUUUCGUUGAUUUAUUACGUGAUGAUUAUAUCGAAAAAGACCGAAGUCGCGGUAUUUUCUUCACUCAAGAUUGGGUCUCUAUGCCAGGUGUUCUGCCCGUGGCUUCAAGGGGUAUUCAUGUUUGGCAUAUGCCUGCUCUGACCGAAAUCUUUGGGGAUGAUUCCGUACUACAGUUUGGCGGAGGAACUUUAGGACACCCUUGGGGAAAUGCACCUGGUGCAGUAGCUAAUAGGGUGGCUUUAGAGGCGUGUGUACAAGCUCGUAAUGAGGGACGUGAUCUUGCUCGUGAAGGUAAUGAAAUUAUCCGUGAAGCUAGCAAAUGGAGCCCUGAACUAGCCGCUGCUUGUGAAGUAUGGAAAGAGAUCAAAUUCGAAUUCGAACCAGUAGAUAAGCUAGAUAAAGAGAAAAAGUAA